Molecule: messenger RNA, 894 nt
Organism: Melampsora larici-populina 98AG31
Lineage: Eukaryota; Fungi; Basidiomycota; Pucciniomycetes; Pucciniales; Melampsoraceae
Exons: 3
Coding region: 1-894 (297 amino acids)
Source: RefSeq, a predicted model, not a curated record
AUGGCCAACCAUUCAUCGACUUUCACAUGCUAUAAAGGCCUAUGCAUCAUCACGGAUCAAAACAACGGUGCUGUCAUUGCUAUAAUCAAAUUCACCCCAUUUGAUACCAUGUCUCGAGAUGAACUGAGUGAACUUGAAGCAGUAUCCAAAUAUCUUGUUGAAGAAAAAUACUUCUGUAAUCCGGUCACUUUGAAUGCCGCUAUGAAAGGUGGGUACAUGGGCGUCAUAGGAUGGAGAGCAGCUUUCAUGUCAUUAGAGUACUACGGCCUCUAUGCUCCCCGAAAGUUUAUUCAAGAUAACAAAGACCUCUUGGAUCAGUGGGUGAAACGCUUACCCUUUCGCGCCAGACUGGAGGCAUUUUAUGCACAACAAUACUCUUAUCUAUCAGAGUACUUUUUCAAACAAGCCCAAGACCAGAUGAAAGAUUUAAAGAUACCAUCUUUUGGGCAACUUCACUCAACAGACGCCGAAGAAGGUACUCGGCAUGGGCAUGCGGGAAAUUUAUCUUUCACGAUGAACAAAUUCAACAACACCGCACAUGCAGAUCAUGACUCCUCCACAGCAACUUUUCUCUUGUCAAUUCCUGUUUCUAAAGACGGAAGGCUCGCCACAAAGGCACAAGGGUUUGACGUGAUUGAUGGGCGUGUUAUAAUUGACUACGGGGCAUGUGAUGGUCCUGUAAGUGUGAUCUUCUUUGGUAACAAGGACCGCCAUUGUACUCUACCUUCACAAGAGCCUUCCCAAAAUUUCACUCGACUAAGUUCAUCAGUCCAGCUCAACGAACGUUACAUGGAUAAGGUGAUCAAUCCUGGACCUCCACUCAAUAAACAUGGACAACAGAAGGACAUUGGAGAUCUUGCUUCUCGGUUGAGCACGUACUAUGACUCUUUGUAG